CAACAAGCGUAUUUUUUUGUUGUUAAGAAAAUACUUAUACGACAACGUUCGUGUGUCCAUGGGAAUUCAACAAACAACCGGUGAUAAACACACAUGGAACGCAGAGUAAAAAAUAUAGUCAUCCGAUCCCCACUUUGGCCGGCGCCUACACCACCUACACACCUUGCGUGGGUAUAUAUACAAGCCCGGUUGCCAGCCAACUUCGACACUUGGAGUUACAUAGACGUGGCCGACAAUUGCUUGGGCUGCAGUGACACGAGUAUCGCCGACGUAUCAAGAGGGACAAACAAAAAGUAAAACUCUCGACGAAAUGGCAGAAAAAAUCGACGAAGCGGUCCUGAGCGUGACCAAGGGUGCCGAGGGAUUCACCACUGACUUUCACAAGAGCUUAGCCGGCAAAAACAAGGGAAACUUUGUGAGCUCGGGCUUGAGCGCGCACACGGUUCUGUCGAUGGCCGCGUACGGCGCUGAUGGAUCCUCCGCCCAGGAGAUGCGCAAGACCCUCCACCUGCCCGUCAACGACUCCCACGCCCAUCAGGGAUUCCAGGGUUUAAUUGAUAUGCUCAAUAAUGAAGAUUUGUUCAUGGUAAUUGUAGUCCCUAACGCUAUUGACGGCUUGGAAAAAAUCGAGAACAACCUCGAGAAACUCGAGCUCCAGUAUGAGCAUUUUAAAUACAGUCGCCAAGAAGUUAAUCUUUCGUUACCUAAAUUCAAAGUCGAAUCAACACACGAGUUAAAUGCCCACUUGAUGGAGUUGGGUAUGAACGAGAUAUUUACGGAAAGAGCAAAUUUCAAGGGCAUAUGCGAUGAAAGCGUCAUGGUUUCGAAAGUUAUGCAAAAAGCUUUUAUCGAAGUCAAUGAAGAGGGCAGCGAAGCAGCUGCAGUGACUGGCAUAAGGAUAGUAAAACGUUCUCUGCCCCUACCGCCGAUAGAGUUACAAGUGGACAGGCCAUUCUAUUUUAAAAUCGUUGACGCCAACAAAAAUAUAACGUUUUUUUCUGGACGUGUAAAGAAACCCGAGUCUUCGUAACUUUUCAAAAACAUUGAAAUAUUCGACGCACUAUAACGAUAUACGCAUUAUUGAUAAGGAAACAAGAUUAUACAUGUUGAAUUUAUUUUGUGAAUACGAUAUUAACUCUUUGAUAUAUAGUUUUCCAAAUAUUUUUUAAAUUAACUACACGAUCAUUGUAAUUAAUAAUUUAUAGUAUUACAAAGUUACUUACAAUACUUGAUGCUCACUAUAAUUGUCAGAUACGAACUUAGCUGUUAAGAAAAAUAUUUU
Messenger RNA from Copidosoma floridanum, 1282 nucleotides. RefSeq lists its product as uncharacterized. Gene Ontology annotation, molecular function: serine-type endopeptidase inhibitor activity. Lineage: Eukaryota; Metazoa; Arthropoda; Insecta; Hymenoptera; Encyrtidae. The record is from RefSeq and is a predicted model, not a curated record.